AUGAAGCUGUCGCCUUUGGCGCUCCGUGCGGUUUCCCGCCGGGCACGAGACGCGCCGACGCUUCUGAGACAGACAACAAGCCUCCCGUUACACUCUUCUCAUCGGUGGCUGUCUCACACGGCGGUGAGGCGCUCCGAAGGUGAGCGGAAAUGGUCCACGCCGCUCGCUGAGAAGAUCGCGACCGCCAUUGAGGCGACGGAGCCAAUGCCUCUUGCGAGAUAUAUGCGCAUGUGUCUGACUUCCGAUUUGGGAGGCUACUACACUAGAGGUGAUCUCAAGGAGGGCCAUGAUCAGUUCGGGCUCAAGGGGGACUUCGUUACGUCGCCUGAGAUAUCGCAGAUUUUCGGCGAGCUUAUUGGGAUUUGGUUCGUUGCGGAGUGGUUGUCACAGGGGAGGCCGAGUCGGGGGGUUGAGCUUAUUGAGGUUGGACCUGGACGUGGAACUUUGAUGGAUGAUAUCCUUCGAACCAUCAAGAAGUAUCCUAUGGCCCCUGCUAUAGAUGCCAUCUACAUGGUCGAGGCUAGCGCCCACCUACGCAAUGUUCAGAAGAACCUUCUUUGUGGGCCUGAUGCGCAAGUAUCUGAGUCCAAGGUUGGGUAUCACAGCGUCUGCAAGCAUACCGAGAUACCAAUUGUUUGGACGCAGACGAUUGAGUCUAUCCCAAAAGACCCAAAGAAGAUGCCAUUCAUCGUGGCUCAUGAGUUCUUUGAUGCCUUACCGAUUCACGCCUUCCAGGCCGUCGAGCUACCCCCCAACCAGGAUGCUUCCAAUGCAUCAUCAGGUCCUCCACGCACUUCUCCCACUGCCGCCUCUCCACCAACCGCCGCCGGCAAACCCAACAUCCAAUGGCGAGAAAUGGUCGUCUCCCCAGUCCCCGGCCAACCCAAAAUCGACCAAGAAAACCCCGAACCCGAAUUCCAAAUGUCACUCGCCAAACACGCCACGCGCCACUCCCGCCACCUCCCAGACCUGUACCCGCGCUUCCGCAACCUCAAGUCCAUCCCCAACGCGGUGGUAGAAAUCUGCCCCGACGCCGGCCUCUACGCCGCCGAUUUCGCCGCCCGCAUAGGCGGCUCCCCCAAACAUCCUAAGCCCGAACCCUCCGGCGCCGCCCUCAUCCUCGACUACGGCCCCUCUGACACCAUCCCCGUUAACUCCCUCCGCGGCAUCCGGAAACAUCUCCACGUGAGCCCCUUCUCUGAACCAGGGCUCGUCGAUCUUAGCGUUGAUGUGGACUUUACCGCCGUUGCUGACUCGGCCAUUCGUGCGAGUGAGGGCGUCGAGGUUCAUGGCCCCGUUGACCAGGCCGAGUUUUUGACGCGUAUGGCUAUUCGCGAGAGGGCUGAGCAGCUUAUGCGUGCUGCGGAUCCUGAACGUGCUCGUGAUAUCGAGAAGUCGUAUAAGAGGCUCGUGGAUAGGGGACCGAAUGGAAUGGGGAAGCUGUAUAAGGCUCUUGCCAUCCUGCCGGAGAACGGUGGUCGGAGGGCGCCCGUUGGAUUUGGUGGGGAUAUUGCUGGUGCUUAG
Messenger RNA from Scedosporium apiospermum, 1524 nucleotides. RefSeq lists its product as uncharacterized. Gene Ontology annotation, cellular component: mitochondrion. Gene Ontology annotation, molecular function: protein-arginine omega-N symmetric methyltransferase activity. The transcript has 3 exons. Gene Ontology annotation, biological process: mitochondrial respiratory chain complex I assembly. Bases 1 to 1524 code for a protein of 507 amino acids. Lineage: Eukaryota; Fungi; Ascomycota; Sordariomycetes; Microascales; Microascaceae. The record is from RefSeq and is a predicted model, not a curated record.